AUGCUUGUGAAGAGCCUGAAAGCACAAGAUCAUAUUACAGAUUUGAAUGAGGCAUUUCAGGUCCUAAGAGAAAGUAAGAUGAGGUUAAAUCUAGCUAAGUGCGCUUUUGGAGUCACAUCCGGAAAGUUCCUCGAUUUCAUGGUCUCAAGAAGAGGAAUUGAAGCAAAUCCAUCCAAGAUUAAGGCUAUACUUGAGAUGCAUCUGCCUGGAAGAGUCAAAGAAUUACAAGAACUUAUAGGAAGAGUUACGGCCUUUGCGGAUUUUGUGUUAGAAUAUACACUUCCUGAUGAGGAAAUCCCUUCCACCGCAGAGCCUGAGGAGAUAGCGGAAGAAUGGACGCUGUAUGUGGAUGGUUCAUCCAGUGCACAAGGAUGUGGGGCAGGGUUGAUAUUAACCAGCCCUAGAGGAUUUACUGUGCAAUAUGCACUAUGGUUUGAAUUCCAGGCCACUAAUAAUGGGGCAGAAUACGAAGCUCUGAUUGCAGGAUUGAAGCUGGCACAAAGUCUAAUGGUAAAGUGUAUUACCAUACACAGUGAUUCUCAGUUGAUAGUUAAUCAAGUCAAAGGGGAGUAUGAUGCCAAAGAAUCUCAGAUGGCCCAAUACCUGAGAAGAGUCCAGAACUUGGUCACAAACUUCAACCAUUUUGAGAUACUUCAGGUACCUCAGGCGCUGAAUGCAUCUGCAGAUGCCCUCUCCAGACUUGCCACCUUGGAUUUUCAAGAUUUGGACAGAACAGUGUACCUAGACAUACUCACCUCCCCGAGCAUAGCACAAUCUGAGGAAGUAUUGCCAGUGGAGAUAGAACCUUGUUGGAUGGAUCCAUUAAUCAACUACCUCCAGGAGGGCAUAUUACCCACCGAUAAAGAAGAAGCAAAGAAAGUCAGGAUGAGGGUCGUCCGAUACACAAUGAUAGAAGGGACACUAUAUAAAAAGGCAUUUGCAAUGCCUUAUCUAAAAUGUCUUCGACCAUCUGAAGCAGAGUAUGUACUUCGGGAGAUACACACAGGCAAUUGUGGACAACACUUGGGGGGCAUAGCACUAGCCCACAAAGUCAUUAGACAGGGAUACUUUUGGCCAUAUCUCAGCAAAGAAGCAUUGAGUUUUGUCCGCAAAUGCCUGAAAUGUCAGAAGUUUGCACCUAUCACUUGUCAACCUGCAGUCGAACUCACUUCCAUUUCUAGUCCCUUACCCUUUGUCCAAUGGGGAAUGGACAUAUUGGGACCUUUUCCGAAAGCAUUUGGAGGCAAGCAAUUUAUAGUAGUAGCUGUUGAUUAUUUCACCAAAUGGGUAGAAGCAAAAGCAUUGGCAACCAUUACUACAGCAAAAGUCUGGAAAUUCUUCUUACAUUCAGUUAUAUACAGAUAUGAAAUCCCGAGAACCCUUAUCACUGACAACGGGAAGCAGUUUGAGCAAAAAUUUAAGGAAUUUAGUGACCAAUAUGAAAUUUAG
Molecule: messenger RNA, 1449 nt
Organism: Telopea speciosissima
Lineage: Eukaryota; Viridiplantae; Streptophyta; Magnoliopsida; Proteales; Proteaceae
Exons: 2
Coding region: 1-1449 (482 amino acids)
Biological process (GO): DNA integration
Molecular function (GO): RNA-DNA hybrid ribonuclease activity; nucleic acid binding
Source: RefSeq, a predicted model, not a curated record